Molecule: messenger RNA, 1051 nt
Organism: Musa acuminata subsp. malaccensis (wild Malaysian banana)
Lineage: Eukaryota; Viridiplantae; Streptophyta; Magnoliopsida; Zingiberales; Musaceae
Biological process (GO): protein refolding
Cellular component (GO): cytoplasm
Source: RefSeq, a predicted model, not a curated record
UCAUCUCCAUGCAUCCGCUAACGGCUCUUUCCUCCUCCACCCAUUCCUCCCCUUCGUGCUCUGCUUCGAUCCGCCGCCACCUCCUCCGCCUUUCUCUCUUCCUCUCCGCCCCUCCUCAAGAUUUGCCCCGUGUACCUCGUCGUGACGCCUUCUCCCUCGCUUCCCUUCCGGCGAGCCUCGGAUGGAGCCGGAAGAAGAGGCGGGCCGGCGAUUCCCCGCGAUGGCGCACUACUCUGAUGAGGGCGAGCCGCAGGGAGUCCCCGUACGAGGUCCUGGGCGUCUCCCCUUCGGCGAGCGCUCAAGAGAUCAAGGGAGCCUAUCGAAAGCUCGCCCUCAAGUACCACCCCGAUGUCAAUAAGGAGGCAAAUGCUCAGGAGAAAUUCAUGAGAAUUAAACAUGCAUACAAUACCUUAAUGAAUUCAGAAUCACAGUUCAAGUAUGGAAAUCAAAGUGCAGAUUUUUCAAGAACAGCUGAAAGGAGCAGAAGUGCCCCAGAUGAGGAAUUCUAUGGCUUUGGUGAAUUUUUGAGAGAUGUACAAAUAUCACUAGAACAAUUCUUUCAAGAUCUGCAAGCAGAAUUUCGGAACUGGGAAGCAGGCAUAAGUUCACAAGAGAAACCCAAAAGCCUUUGGGAGGAGUUGGCUGCCAUUGGUGAGGAGUUUGUUGAGUUCUUAGAGAAGGAACUCAACAUUAAUGAUUUGGAUGUUGAAAAGGAGAGCUCCUGGGAUGAAUAUCGGAAUGGAAACCCCUCAGCAUCUUCUAGGGAUGGAAAUGAGGAAAAUAGUGUAAGAGAUCAAAGUAAGGAGGACAGCAUUGAAGAUAGCAUCGAUGAAAUUGAGGCCGCUCUUGCACAGCUGAAAAAAGAGCUGGGGCUGUAGGUCUAACUAAGGCAAGCUUCAAGGAGUGUUUACUGGUUUAGAUAGACAUAACAGGUGGACUGGUUGAUAACCAGUAUGUUUCACCAUCUACUUUACAGGUUUUGGGUUUUCCCAAAGCUAGUACACCCAUGUACUGUUUUAUUUCUUGUAAAGUCCUUCAUUAUAUUUAUAAC